AUGGCAACGGCUCUGAGCAUGGACGUUCCACCAGUCCCUGCACCUCCGCAAGCACCCAUGAACAUAGACGCGCACGUCCUCACAAUGGCGACCGCCAGCGAGCCCUUCGCGAAGCCGUCUUCACCGCGCCCCAUUCCGUCUCCGGUGUCGAUCCCCCCACGUUUCGACGACGACAGCACCAUCGAUUGCACAUUCCAUAGUACUUCAGACUCCAACACACCAGCAUCACCUCGUUUCCAGCACAUCCCACCGCCACCGCCGAUCCCCGACUUCGUCUUUCCUGCGAGACCCUCGACUUCCGCUCCCUCUUCUUACUCACGCGCGACCGGCAGACGACCAAAGUCCGUAGCCGACCUGAACGACCGUGGCACAUUGUCUCCUGGGCCGGCCAGCGACACGCCCAUUCGUACAUCGCGCUCGCCCGCGCUGCCCGACUUCUCCUUUAAUCCUGGCGCUAGUCUUCCUCCCACGGCCGGCCACGCCUUCCUCAGUCCUCCUCUGUCUCCCCAUUCACCGAGGACCAUUCCUUCGCGGCCUGGCGGCGGUGGACACAGACGAGGUGGUAGUGAGUUUGUCGGCGGUAGUGUGCGCCAUGGCGAGGCCUUUACAUUUAUGAGCACCAGCCCCACAAAGUCGGAGAGUGGCCUUGCGUCGCCUCUCCUGUCUCCUCUGAACAGUCCUUCUGGACCGUCUGGCGCGCCUGGUUCCAAACCGGCUGGGCCGCCGCAUGGUCGUCGUGGACACGCCCACCGGCGGUCAGCUGCGAUUUCUAGUCAUGAUAUCUCCGACAUUUUGCAACCAACUAGCCCGAAACCGCCUUCUCGUGGAAAUAGCGCGCCAAAUAGUCCCUCUGCAUUCGACUAUAGGGAGAACAAAUCGUAUACGUUCCCAGAGAGAAAUACUACCGAGAGUGAAAAGGCGCUGUCGAUUACGGACGGCAAAGCACCCGGGGGGACGACGAAGCCCGACGAAGUAUCGGAACCGGAAGCCUCAACACCAGUACUGGAUCCGACAGGCGACCAGGAGCGUUUCUCUUCUUCGCCCAAAGCGGCUACUGCACAGCCACGAGCUCGAGUUGGAUUUUCGGACACACUUGAAUUCAUCCCGCGUCCUUUGUCUCUUGUUUCCAGCGACACCUCAAGCACAAUGACUGCCCGCCCUCCGACAGGAAGCGGCAAUCAUUCCGUGUCUGGCAGCAUCUCGUCCAUCGUCUCUCUGAAUGCAUCGAUCGCAGCUGGCAUUGAGCGUGACAGUAUUUCGCCACUUGCUCGCAGUCCGUCACGGAGCACAGUCACUGAGUCGAGGCCUAGCACUGCUGGCGCCGUUCUUGACCGGACGCAAAGCAUUAUUGGUCCCGAGGAUAAUGACGGCGUGUCACCGCGGAGACGUAACUCGAUUCCGCUUUUGGCUGCUAUGCCCGCCGAAGCUGCUGGGCCAGAAGCUGCCAUGCAAGCUCUUCCCAGCCCCAGCAAGACUCCUAAGCGGUGGUCCUUCUUCAGCCUUGACCCCUUUAUCGGUGGCAGCAGCAACAACAGCAUCAGCUCGCCCAAGGGUUCUUCCACACACAGCCCCGUCUUCACUGACGAGGCCUCACCAACGUUGGUCGAGAUCGCCAGUACCGCAGCACCGAAGGCUUCAACACAACGUCUGGAUCGCUGUGCUGCGUCUACCAACAACGCAUCCGUUGAUGACGCAAUGUCGCUCUCCAAGACCGUGACGCGGAAACCGAGCAACAACAAAAAGAAGAAGAAGGUUAAGUCAUGGGGUAUCCUGGGACGGAAGUCCAAGCCUCGUCGUAAGAGUCGCCGUGCUCCGACACCGCCUCCGAUUCGGUCUCAAGCCGAAAGCGAUGGCGAGGAGUCGAUUGAGCUGCCUGCUGAGGCAAUUGGCUUGGCGAUCAGCGAGCCUUCCACGACAGACGGUUUCUCCGUGCCGCCCGUUGUUCUUGUGACUCCCUCGGGCUCGCCUUCUGAGCCGCGUGAGGAAUUUUCGUCGUGGCAGCCACUUCCGUCCCCGUCUCUUUCUGUUCCCGACGAUGACGCAUCCCUCCCAAUGAUCGACCUCGAUGCUGCCUUGGGCCCGUUCAAUACUCCUCUUCCCCGCAACGCUGAAUGGGAAGCUGCGCAGCGGGCUGGUGGCCUGUCGAAGAGACAGUUGCACAGUGCUGCUGGUAUGACCCGCUUCACUGGUCCCGGCAUGCACUAUUCCCAUCGUCGUGCUGAGAGUGCGCCAGAAAUGCCGCCUUUCAACCGAGCGGGCAUCCCCCGUUUCAGCAGCUCGACCGCUAUGGCAGAUGUGUUUGAAGAGGAGGAGGAGGAGGAGAACACGGCCGCUGACACGACUGAGGAGACGAAUUCGAUCGCAGUUACUACCCAGGAACAAGAAGGUGGCUCGAAGUCGACUUCCGUUCAUUCGACGUCCUCUCUGUCCAGCACGCCACCUCGCCAACCAUCCGAGUUCCCAUCGGACUUCCCUGACCACCACUCCAACAGCAUCGACAUCCGCGUCACGUCGUCCGACGGUGCCGAGGGCUCCUCCUACGACCGCGGCCUCGACUUCUCAUCUGCCGCCAGUGAUGAUGCCACAUCGUCUAUUGCUCUGAGUCGCCGUGGCAGUGGACUCAGCGGACUGAGCGACGACGACAAGACUCAGCCAAGCAUGGGCCUCAAGUCUGAGUACUCCGCCAGUUCACUCCACGACGAUGUGAUUGUUGAAGAGGAUACGGGCAGCUUCACGUUUGGUGACGAUGGCUGCGACUUCGUUAUGGAGUCUUCGUCCGACUCGACCAUUCACUCACCUGGCCGGCUCAUGAAGGGCAAGGAUCUGGCGCCCGUUGAAAUGAGCCCGCUCCACCUGCCGGCGACCGGCUCCCUUGCGCCCGUCAGUCCGUACUCGAUGGCCCCGUCGUCUGCCUUCCCUUCGCCUCGCUCGCCCAUGUCGUACGAUGCCAACCGGAUCUCGACUGCGCCCUCGUCCGUGACAGAGGACAACUUCCAGUCUCUCCUUUUGGGCGAGCCGGGCCCGGAGGUCCGUAUUUCGAGCGACAUUCCGUCGUUGACCAGCAGUAAUUCGACUAUGACGCGCGAAAGCGCCGCUCACCAGAACGGACCGCAAUACCCGCCUCUGGGUGGCCAACCUCGCGCGUACCUGGCAUCUCGUGGCAACGACCGGCCCGCAUCGUUCACGUCGACAGCCUUUGGACGUAGACGCUCUAGUUUGGCUAGUCUGCACAGGUUGAUCAGCACGUCGCACGGCGAGCGGAGUAAGCUGUCGAUGGAGGUACAGCUGGACAGCGCGAGCACGACCAGUGGCACGGACCCCGAGAAGAAGGGCAAGUACAGCAAGGCGAAGCGUAUCAGCCGGAUGGUGCAGUUCUGGCGUGCGAAAGAUGAGGCUACUUCGUGA
This is a messenger RNA of Sporothrix schenckii 1099-18, 3405 nucleotides long. RefSeq lists its product as uncharacterized. The coding region runs from base 1 to 3405 and encodes 1134 amino acids. Lineage: Eukaryota; Fungi; Ascomycota; Sordariomycetes; Ophiostomatales; Ophiostomataceae. The record is from RefSeq and is a predicted model, not a curated record. The transcript has a single exon.